AUGCUAUGAAGAGCUAGAAAGUUUUUGCUGUGGGGAGAAACGAGACGAAUGUAGUAGAAAUGGUAGUGAGUAAAAGAUUUUGUGGUAUUUGUGCAGAAAUUCGUUUAUUUAAUUUCUGUAUCAGGAAGUAAUAUUAAAUAUAGAAGAUUCUAAAUACUUUCUUUGGACAUCAUAAUAGAAUACAAGAAAUAGGGCUUGUAUGAUGGAUCACCAACAAGCAGUCUUUAUUCUGAAGGAGGAUGGGUGUGGAAGAAAGGUGUACACUUUGGCACCUGAUACAAGAAAACGCUUCUUUGUCAGUGAUAACAAGGCCCAUGAAUUGAUAGAGACAGAGGAUCCAGAAAUGAGUGAGUUGUGCAAGCAGAUUAAGCUAGAACAACCAGACAUAGAUGAUCAGACAGUGGAUGCUGCAUCCAUGCUGCCAGAGGAAGCAUGCACCUUGGUGGCUGAAUUUCAUGAUGACACCGGGGCGUCUAUUGUCCCUGAUGAUGCCAUCGCAGAAGUGGUAAUGGGACAGGAGGUGAUAGCAGACAGUGAGUUGGAAUUGCUUCAAGGUGAGGAAGUUGUGACAUCUCUAGCAGCGCCAGGAGGCACUGAUGGUAUCUCGGUGGCCGUAAAAGAAGAUGAGGAUGACGAUGGAGAAUGUAUAGGUGCAAGUAGAAUGGAGCAAUCUAUAGAAGGGGAAGAUGAAGAAGCUGGGCUAGUGAUGCAACACAUGGAUAUCCGUGAACCACUUUCCACCUUGCGAACACUUUUGGAGCAACGGCUUAGUAUUGAUCUAUCUGAAUAUGAGUUCUGGCUGCAGGAUGCACAAACGUUGGAGGGGCACAAGAACCUUGUUGAUCAGUGUGUGCAGGGAGAGGGAUUGGUGCAGGUGAAUGUGCAAAUCAAAGUAGAUGAUGACAUCAAGAAAAUAAAUAUUGUGGAUGUUCUUAAGCCAGCUGAGGAAUAUGUUGAAAUAGCCGAGGGACAGUAUGAAUCCCCUGUUCAGAAACAGACUUAUCAGGCUCCUGAGUUGAAGCACAAUGUGAUCCGAUGGAUUGUGGACAGUCAUUUCAAGAAAGAACAAGAGCGGCUGAAGAUCCCCCCAGAUCCCAAUGACUGGUCAGUUGCUCAUGUGCGUCUGUGGCUUCAGUGGGCUGUGCGUCAGUUCAAUCUUGUGGGUCUGCGUCUGAGUGAUUGGAACAUCACAGGCAAACAGCUUUGUCAGCUUUCAUUGUCUGACUUCCAUUCCAAGGUUCCAGUUGACCCUGAAGACCUCUUCUGGACUCAUUUAGAACUUUUACGCAAGUGCAAGUUUGUAGCUGUGGUGCAGAAGCAGAUUGACCCUCAGCAAUAUGUGACCCACGCUGAAGGACAACAGAUACUUGGCCGACAACCACGACAAACCAAGCUGGGCAAGCUGCCUCGUAUUAUUGGCCUACCAGUGAGCGUGGUGGAAUCCAGUGGUGUGGGCUGUGGAAACAGAACUGGAAACAAUGGCCAAAUCCAGCUAUGGCAGUUCCUACUUGAGUUGCUGACAGACAAAGAGCACCGUGGUGUUAUCCAGUGGCUUGGGAAUGAAGGAGAAUUCAAACUUCACAAUCCAGAAAUGGUUGCACAAUUAUGGGGUGAACGUAAAAAUAAACCAACCAUGAAUUAUGAAAAACUGAGUCGGGCACUUCGAUAUUACUAUGACGGAGAUAUGAUUGCGAAGGUGCAUGGGAAGAGGUUUGUAUACAAGUUUGUGUGUGACCUAAAGCAGCUGCUUGGCUACAGUGCAAGUGAGUUGAACCGACUGGUGGAGGAGUGUGCUAGGAAGAGUCUCAAUGUGGGGCAACACUUCACCACUAUAUGAUACAAUGCUCUUUGUGGCUGGACAGUGUUUUAAUUGAAGAAACAGAGCAGGCGACUUGAUCACUCACAGGUUGUGUAAUAUUGAGACAAAUUGAUGUGUGUCUUAGUUUAAAAUUAUCAUUACUUGUUCUCAAUAUAAAUCAUAAGGGAAUCUUGCUAUUAAAACUGUCUUUGAUUCUGGCUUGUAUAUAAUAACUCUGUGCCAAAAUUUGGUAUGUGGUCACCAAAAUUGUACCACACCUUCACCUGGAGACAUUUAAACUGGUUUAAUAUUUGUUCGGAUUUUUUUUUUUGUGGAUUUAAUGUGUCCGAUAUAAAUAUUUUUGGAAACUUUGAAAUUUAAGAUGGCCAGUGUACAAGCUAGUCAUGAUCUUUGAACUGCUCAGUUAAUAGGUUUUAAAUAAUUGGCAACAAAGCAGUGAUGUCCCUCUUUAUUAGGUACAGCAAAGUUGAGUCUCUAAAUGAAGUCUUAUUGAAUCUGUUAAGUUCCUUGUAAAUAUGGAGUGGCAUCUCGCAUUAUCCAUGAUCUCACUUUGUGCCAUUUCACUAUUCCGUGAUUUAAUUUUAAAAGUUGCCCUGAGAUGUGUGAAGCAAUUGUAAAGACAUGAUGCACAAAUGACUGAAAGGUGGGUGAGCUCACUGCUGCAUAUCAUAGAUAUAGGCAUUCUCAGCCAUGCACGCUGUGUCUUCAGCUGCAGGCCAUGCAGUCUUUGUUAUCUCCUUAAUUUUAUGCAGUCAUAAUGUAAAAUUAUUCUUGUGAGCAAACAUGGGAAGAGUGAUAGAUGUGCUACUGGUGCCAAGGGCAAAGGGAGUUUUCUUUAAGAAAUUAAAUGAAAUUUACCUUGAGAACCAUUAGGAAGCCCCACUCCAAGGGAGUCUGGUUAAGGCUGGAUUGUUCUGGAUUCUGAUGCCCAGCAGAAUGUUUGUGUUGAGUGCAGAAGCAGGCACCCCUAGGCUUGAAGGUUUCCACGGAUCAUGGCGAUUUCGAGAACAGAAAAUUCUUGACCCUACUGGGACUUGAACUCCAACCCCUCAGUCGUCCAGUCUGUAGCUAGUCGCUAUAUCGACCGCACUACCCUGGCUCCUUGUACAAUAAAAAUAUUAAUGUUAAUACAAAAUUUCAUAGUAAGCAAUUGUUGAAUUUUUCAUUUGUGAGUUUAGAAUUAAAUACCUAUUAUGCAGUGUUAAAAUUAACUAAUUUCUUGGUAGUUUCAGUUUAUGCACUAAUUUCCAGGAAUGUAUUAAUCAUGGAUAAUGAGGGAUAUGUGUAUUCCUCUCCCUAGAAUAUGGUGCAAACACAAACACAGUCUUGGGUACUUGUUCCCGUAUACAAUUCAAAGGCUGAAUGGGGUAAGGAAUUAUCUCAACUGAAAUAAGUAUUAAGAAAAACUUUUUUUUUUUAGUGUUGUAUUUUUCAGUUGCAUUUAUUACAUAGUACACAAUGUACAUUUUCUGACUGUAGAUAAUCAGUAUGUAGCAUACUUUCAUUUUUUUUCAUUCAUAUAUUAAUAAAAAAAAUGGCAUUGACUGAUAAGAAUUAGUUGGAUAACUUGUUAAUAUCGAUAAUAAUUAUGAUAAACUAGGCCAUAUAAUAUUAUCACCACCACAAAUGUUGUAAACUUUUUCAUUAUGUGCACUCUGUUCUAAGCCAUAAUAAAAGUUCUUGUGUGCAGGUGACACA
This is a messenger RNA of Cryptotermes secundus, 3517 nucleotides long. Its product is annotated as DNA-binding protein Ets97D. The record is from RefSeq and is a predicted model, not a curated record. Gene Ontology annotation, cellular component: nucleus. NCBI's taxonomy places the organism in Eukaryota, Metazoa, Arthropoda, Insecta, Blattodea, Kalotermitidae. Gene Ontology annotation, molecular function: sequence-specific DNA binding; DNA-binding transcription factor activity, RNA polymerase II-specific. The coding region runs from base 200 to 1837 and encodes 545 amino acids. Gene Ontology annotation, biological process: regulation of transcription by RNA polymerase II; cell differentiation. The transcript is spliced from 12 exons.